AUGAAUACUCAAAUUAAAUUUCAUUGGACUAAAACUCAAAGAGGUGCACCAGCAAUUCAAAUUGACACUAACGUGUAUCGUAUUCAAAAACGUAAUAAUAAUGGUUCUAUUAGAUUUACAUGCACAGACGAACGUUGUAAUGCAUCUGUAACUUUAUUUAAUGAUAAGAUAAAAUUUAUGAGAGGAAAUCAUCGACAUGAAGAACGCGUUCGACCGUUUCAUAUUGUGCAGAUGGUACAUGAAUUUCAACAAGAAGCUAUUUCUGAUAUAAAAACACCACUACCUCGAAUUUACGAUCAAAUAGCAAAGAAAUUUAGGCGUCAAUAUGGAACAGCAGUUGAACUACCAAUGUUUCAGCAACUUAAAUCUACAGGGUAUCGAAAACGUUUACAAAUACUGCCACCGUCUCCGAAACGAACAAAUAUACGUACAUUUGUAAUACCAGAUAUCUUUCGUUUCAACUUAUCAAACGAACCACUUCUUAUUCACGACUCAGCUGAUCCUGAUCGUAUAAUUGCAUUUGCAUCAAAGAAAUCGCUAAAUUAUCUUGGUAUGUAUAUAAUUCUGAAUAUAACUAUAAGAAACGUAAAGUGGGCAAAACAAAUUAUAAAGAAAGUUUUCAUAAGGAUUGUAAUAAAGAAAUGGUAAUGAAACAAUAUUUUAAAAAGUUUCAAAAAAAUAUUUUUAUAUCUAAAGUACCCUUCUAGUACAGUUUUUAUAAAUGACUAGUAUUUGUAUAUAUAUUCUUUUUGCGAAUAAUAAAUACUAAAUAAAUAAGUGAACUAAUCUUUUAUUAUUGAUGAAAUGGGUGUGGGUGUGGGUGUGGGUGUGGGUAAUAAUAAAGGGAAGAUCUAAUCUCACCCACACCCACACCCAGCAUUAUGCGAGUGCCAUAACUGGGUGCGGAUGUGUGGGUCUGAGUGUGAGUGUGGGUGGAUGUGGAUGAGUUAAAGAUUCACAUCCUCAGUCACACACCUCAAACUCACACCCAAAGAUUUCGCUAGCCUUUAUGCCUUUUGUUUUUAGUCUCGCAAUAAGAAGAUUAUGCUAGAUACACUUCAUUUUAUUUCACGAAGACGACGUUUCCCCGCAAAGUCUGUUCAUUUCUGAAGAACAUCCAAAGGGAAAACAGCAGACUUGAAGUUGAAAAGUACUUCAAAGUACUCUACUUGAAGUAAGCUUAACGUACCUUAAAGUAGCUUAGAGUAGCGCAAAGUACUUGAAGUACAAAAGUCUGCUGUUUCCCCUUGAGAACAUCUCUCCAAACAAGUAUAACAGAAAAAACAAUUUAUCUUAAUGGGUAUCAAGGUCGCUUGAACUGACGCAACUCAAUGUUUGUAUAGGAACAUGUAGAGAAUAUUUUGUGCAAGUCAUCUGUCAAAGAUCUAGUUCAGUUGAAAAGUGUGUCGGUGCGGAUAUGGAUGCUAGGGUAGAUAUGGUUUUCUGUUGAGGCUCACAUCGACACUCACACCCACAGAGAAAACCAUUGUUCACUGUGCAUUCUAGAUUAGAAAGGGAGCAACGUCAGCUAAUAAUCUGCAACUCUACUGCUCUUCGUGACAUUCUGAUAAUAGAGAAUCUGAGACAAACUAACAGGUGUAUAAUUUUCAAGUAGCCAAUAAUAACUUUUGUAGUGAAAAAAGUCAUGUUCUUUAACUUAUAAGAAAAUUUUAAGUCUAUUUAAGUUCUGUUACUUAUGAGAGCAUCCGCCAUAGAAUUGACGAACCGUAAGUGCAUUGUAUAGGGGAAAAAAAUUAUUGUCGAUUUUGGUAUCUAAAAUGAAAGCUUAUGGUCUUGACACACUAAAACUAAAAUAUUAGCCUUUUUGAACUGACUGUUCAAAAACGAUAGAAAGAACACUGACGCUGCGCUCACCCUCAUCCUCAAAAUAGUUGACAUAUUAAACUUUUCUGUCGCAAAGAUAUUUAUAGCGCACUCUAUGCGUAUACGCAUUACAACAGCACAUUAUCAGUCAGCGUCAUCAUUCUUUCUACUUUCUAAUAGAGAAUGUCAGGAAAGUCGAAACAAAAAUAAAAUAUGAAUCUUAGGCAAAUGAACUUACUAGGGAACCUUCCAAGGUGCGGGAGCGCUUUUCAAUCGGGGUUUCGUGCAUCUUGUAGCCCGUAGUGAGUUAUGCUUACAGUAAAAAAAGUUCGGGUUUCUGGCUUGUUUCUGAGGAGAUAUCGAGCUCUUAGUGAAUUUUCUUUAUUGUACGCCUACAGUGGCAGCAAAGCUAUACUUUCAAAUGUUGACCUGAAACUUUGCCUGCAUAAAGGCCUCAGCUAGACUAGUUUGCAUAAAAAAUUUCAGAAGUUUUGAAUAAAGUCUCUCUAAGAUAUGAAACUAUCAAGGUAUAGUCCCUUUUUCAUCAAUAAUAUAUAUAGUAUGC
Rotaria sp. Silwood2 is the source of this 2389-nucleotide messenger RNA. Lineage: Eukaryota; Metazoa; Rotifera; Eurotatoria; Philodinida; Philodinidae. The record is from the annotation of a GenBank genome assembly.